AAUUGGUACAAUGAAAUGCGACACUUUCUCAGUCUAAAACCCUAAUUGUCCUUUUUAUUCCAAUAGAAUCUCUAAAACCCGUUAUAGUUUUUGAACUCUGCUACUUGGAGAUUUGUUUGGAUCAUCCAUGGCGAACCUUCCGAUCAUUCAGUUCGAAGAUCAAAUCAUAGAGACGGUGGAGCGGAACCCAGUGGUGGUGAUAAUCGGAGAGACUGGCUCGGGAAAGAGCACCCAGCUCUCUCAGAUGCUACACCGGAGAGGCUACACCAAGUCUGGAAUCGUCGGCGUCACUCAGCCUCGCCGAGUUGCCGCAGUCUCCGUGGCUAGGCGGGUUGCCCAGGAGCUUGGUGUUCCGCUUGGGGAUGAAGUGGGAUAUGCUAUCCGAUUUGAAGAUAGAACCUCAGAGAGGACUCGUAUCAAAUAUCUUACUGAUGGGGUCCUCCUUCGCGAGAGUCUUUCUAACCCUGAGCUUAAUCAGUAUUCGGUAAUCAUAUUGGAUGAAGCUCAUGAGAGGAGUCUGAACACGGAUAUAUUGCUGGGACUAGUGAAACGCUUGGUUGGAGUGCGAGCCUCCAAUUUAAAGGUUCUUAUCACUUCAGCAACUCUUGAUGGUGAAAAAGUAUCAAAAUUCUUUUCAAAUUGCCCCAUACUGACUGUCCCGGGGAAGUUAUACCCUGUUGAGAUAUUGUACAGCAACGAGCGCCCUAAAAGCUAUCUUGAGUCAUCUUUAAAAGCAGCUCUUGACAUACACGUUCGGCAACCAGAGGGUGACGUCCUAAUAUUCAUGACUGGACAGGAUGACAUAGAGAAGUUGGUAUCAAAGUUGGAGGAUCGAGUUCAAAGUCUAGAUGAGGGUUCCUGUAUGGAUGCCAUCAUCCUUCCCCUUCAUGGUUCUUUGCCACCUGAAAUGCAGGUGCGUGUAUUUAGUCCUCCACCUCUGAAUUGCCGACGAUUUAUAGUUGCCACAAAUAUUGCUGAAACUUCGUUAACGGUUGACGGUGUUGUGUAUGUUAUUGACUCUGGUUAUGUCAAGCAACGGCAGUACAACCCAUCAACUGGCAUGUAUUCCCUUGAUGUUGUUCAAAUUAGCAAAGUGCAAGCUAAUCAACGGGCAGGCCGAGCGGGAAGAACUUGUCCUGGGAAGUGCUAUCGGUUAUACCCUUCCACAGCUUAUCAUGAGGAAUUUCUGGAUGUAACAGUUCCUGAAAUACAGCGAUCUUCCCUUGCUGGGAGUGUUCUCUAUUUGAAAUCACUGGACCUCUCUGAUAUGGAUAUUCUCAAGUUUGAUUUUCUUGAUCCGCCUUCAUAUCUUGUUGGCUUUGCUGCAGCUGAGUCUUUAGAAGAUGCUUUGAAGCAGUUAUAUCUCAUUGAUGCUAUUGAUGAAAAUGGCUCUAUCACAAGUGUUGGACGAACAAUGGCUGAGCUCCCACUAGAACCUUCACUCUCCAGAACCUUAAUGGAGGCAAAUGAGUGUGGUUGCUUAUUCCAGGCUUUGAGUGUCGCUGCCAUGUUAUCAGCGGAAACCUCAUUGCUUCCCGGUCGAAGCAAGAAUACUGAAAAAAAGAGGAAACACACUUCCUCGAACCUUCCUGAUGGGUCUGGCUGGGGUGAUCACAUCCAACUGCUUCAGAUCUAUGAGCAUUGGGAUAGAACUAAUUAUAAUAUUGGUUGGUGCAAAGACAAUGACUUGCAGGUGCGAGGGAUGUUGUUUGUCAAAGAUGUUCGGAAACAAUUGUCUCAGAUAAUGCAGAAAGUAGCGAAGGGAUCCCUAGAUGUACGGGCAAAUGGAAGGUGGAAAGAGAGUGAGCUUGAUUACCGGAAUUUGAGGAAAGCUUUGUGCAUAGGUUUUGCAAAUCAGCUGGCUGAGAGAAUGAUUCAUCACAAUGGCUAUCGAACUCUAGGUUUUAAGCCCCAAGUAGUUCAGGUGCAUCCGUCUUCAGUGCUGAAACCAGAUGCAGAGGGAAAGUUUCCAGAGUAUGUUGUGUACCAUGAACUCAUUGCAACCUCACGCCCGUACUUACACAAUGUAUGUGCUGUAGAGAUGAAUUGGGUCAUGCCCAUUCUAAACAAGGUUAAGAAAAUAAAUAUAAAGAAACUGAGUGGUGCGACUGGUCAUAUCAGAGAAGAAACUGAUGAAAAACUUUCCGACUUGCCGAAGAAAGAGAUUAACAUUGAUGGGGUCCCUGAUGACCAUGAAAAUAGAAUUCAGGCAGCUAGAGAACGUUUUCUUUCUCGUAAGGCAAAGAAAUGAGCUUCAUUUUUGCUAUUGAUGAUCUGAAAGUAAGUGAGCUUAGUUAGCAGUUGGUAUGAUGAUAUACGGUGGGAUCAGCAGCCCUGGCUUCUGGAUCCAUAGGGGACAAGUUUGGCGGUAAAGACUUCUAAAAAGGAGGGAUAUCUGGAUAUGCAUUUGUGACAUGUAUGCCUUGAAGGGUGUGAUCCAGCACAGCUACAGUUUUCACUAGUUUUGUGCUGAAAUUUGGUUAUCUUUUACUCCAAGGAGCAUAUUUACUUUGGUGUCCUUGCAGGCUUGCCCUAUUCUGUAUCAACUAUUAAGGUAUGCUAGCAGUUUUCCUUUUUCUUUCCCCUAUUUGGCUGGAAGUAUGCUGGCAGGUUCCUGACUUGCACACUUCGCAUUUAACGAAGUCCAUUCAAAUGAAAUCUUUCUCCAAAAAAAUGAUGUUUAGCUAUGUAUCAAUUGAAUCAACUGUCAUGCUAUAUUUCUGUACCAUUUGAUGCUGCAUAUUUUUUAAUCUAACUUGAACUGCAAGUCUCACGUUGGAUUAUAAAAUUGCUCGACAUUUAUCAAACUGCUUUGACGUUUUUUUUAACUGCAUACCUCUCGGACAAACAGAUGCUCCAGCAUUAUCUCGUUCUUCAUGCCACUUUUUGGGUUUUAACUGCUGCAUAUUCUUUGAAUUCCAUCGAUCCAUGUGAACCGCCUGUCCUUUAAACUUGGUGCUUUCUUUUCCUGGUAAGGUGUAUGUCUUUUUGGUUGUUGAAAAGCACAUUAAAUUACAACCAUUUGGCAACCACCCGUUCUUUAAAUGUAGUUCUCUUGGGCAAGGUCUCUCUCUUUGCUGCUUUUUUGUUUUUGCAAAUAAGAAGUAAGAUCCUUCUUUGUUGUUGAAAACCACACUUCCUUUUUCAACCACAUCCAUUUGUAAUUUUGGGAAUUUGGAAACAGGACGAGAUUAUUCCAAAAUGCAUUGUGCUUUGAACUACUGUUGGUUUGGUAGAUGUUUGUUUAAAGGGUGUAUAAACCCACUCUAAAGUACAUUCCUCACGACGUUUCUUUCAAA
This is a messenger RNA of Carya illinoinensis, 3299 nucleotides long. RefSeq names its product probable pre-mRNA-splicing factor ATP-dependent RNA helicase DEAH4. Bases 128 to 2251 code for a protein of 707 amino acids. Gene Ontology annotation, cellular component: intracellular anatomical structure. Lineage: Eukaryota; Viridiplantae; Streptophyta; Magnoliopsida; Fagales; Juglandaceae. The record is from RefSeq and is a predicted model, not a curated record. The transcript is spliced from 17 exons. Gene Ontology annotation, molecular function: ATP hydrolysis activity; RNA binding.